ACCGCUUUUAACGUUUUUUAUUUUGGCGAUCGGAUGCUUCCACACAGGGCAAAGUCAAUCACUGUCGUGUCCGAAGGUGCGCACAACCAGUGGUUGGUUGGACCUGUUCCCCAUACCCUGCAGAAAAAGUACUGAAUGCACAAUUAUGGGAACGCAACACCUGUGCUGCAAAGGGUUCUGCACAAAGGGAGUUGUAGCACAAGCAAUCCGUACAAGUAGUACAACAAGUGUAGUUGAGCCAAGUACAAGCACGAGCACUAGCACUAGCACAACAAGCACCACAACAACUACAACUAGUACAACAACCACUACAACAACCCCAAGUACCACCACCAGCACGACGACUACGACAACCACGACAACGCCGAAGCCUACGACUACGACAACGACUACAGAGCCCCCGCGACCGUUCCUGCAGCUGCUGCCCAUACAACUUGUACCUACAGCUGCACCGGCGAAAAUAGGAAAAUCACAAAAAUUGGCGUGCCCAAAGAACGUUGCUGGGGGUCUGUUCCCAAUUCCAUGUGAAUCGAACGCCCAAUGCCGCGCCAGUAGCGGCCCCGGGCAGGUUUGCUGUGGAGGCCAGUGUGUGAAAGGAAUACCAGCUCCGCGUCCCAAGUCCGAGGAAUCACAUCAACCAAUUCUUGGUGUAAUCCCCCGCGAAUGUCCCGCGACGCCGCUGGGUGAGCUUCUGUUCGAAGUGCAGACGUGCAAAACUGACUCGGACUGCUGGCCUCGCGUCUGCUGCCCUGACGGCACGCGCUCCUAUUGCCGAACGGCACGCGCCAGGCUUGACCUCGUGCCAGUCGCCAACCGGAUUGAAGCACCUGUCCGGAUGCUGGAGUCCUAUCUGCAGUGCACGGCUCCACCGCAGUUCGAUUCAUUCCCGCAGCGUUGCAGCUCUAGCAUAGACUGCUUCCCCAACUUGUGCUGCGCAGAAGGUGGCAAAAAACACUGCCGGCCUCCGCAGCGCAGCCUGUUUGCAUUUCUCGCCGGUGCUGCAGCGAGAUUAGGCUGAUCGGCAGAUAAUCAUAUAGUUCUAGAUAUUGAAUGUAAAUAGGUAAAAAAUAUUUGUAUAU
Messenger RNA from Pararge aegeria (speckled wood butterfly), 1079 nucleotides. Its product is annotated as endochitinase A-like. Lineage: Eukaryota; Metazoa; Arthropoda; Insecta; Lepidoptera; Nymphalidae. The record is from RefSeq and is a predicted model, not a curated record. Bases 146 to 1018 code for a protein of 290 amino acids. The transcript is spliced from 7 exons.